GAGAAGGGACUGAAUCUUAGGAAGAAAGAUCAUCUCCACCACUGGGUGAAAAACACAACCUUACUAGGUGGCUGGGCCUGCUGUAGCCGGACCUGUAGAGGAGCAUCUAAGUUGCUUGUUUACCAUCAUGAAAACGGCUGAUGACCAGACUCUGCAUAUGAAGAAAACUGAAGCCCCUCAGCAUCAAUGUGAGAUUUGCCAUCGCCCAUUUUCUGACAAGAGGAUGUUGAGAAAUCAUCAAGAAUCUGUUCAUAAGAAAGUGAAGCCUUUCCUUUGUAAUUACUGUGGGUAUUCAACUGCUUCUCGCUCCACUCUCAAGAUGCACAUGCGGCAGCAUACAGGUGAAAAGCCAUUUGCAUGUGAAAAGUGUAAGUACCGCACUUCUGAUCACAAUUCUCUGCGGCGACACAAGAUGCAGCAUUCAGGUGUUCGGCCAUAUCGCUGCCCCUACUGUGACUAUGCCUCCAUUCAGUCCACCACCUUUAAAGUUCAUCUUAAGGAUAAGCAUCCUGGCCUGGCUCAGAUAGAUGGCAUCAUGUUCACAUGUGGUGUAUGCUCCUUCAAAACUGUAAAGCGAGACAAUUUUCUUGCACAUGUAGCAGAGCACAGCAAAGGAGAAGGCAAGAAACGACAACCAGUCUCCCCAGCUUCAGUCAGCAAGACUGAGGAACCUCCGGGUAUUUAUGGAGAUUUGGCACCAUCUGCUCCUCACGUUGUCAAUAUUGAUGUUGAAAGUGGCAGAGUUACUGUUGAGAGUCCACAGGACUCAGAUUUUCUCAGUUCUGUCCAUAUGCAGGCACCAGUUCCUGGACAAGUGAUCAUGGCAGGUGACAAGUAUAUAUAUGCUGCAGUGGAUUCCUCUGUUCUAUCCCAGGUGAGAUCUGGUGAGAGAAUAGUACAACUGUCUCAGGAUGUGGUUGGAGUUCCAUUAACUCUUCCUUUGGAGACCACAGCCUCCCCUUUGCAGGGCUUGGUUUAUGUGGCCACCAACAGUCAGUUGAUGAAGAGGUGAAGAAAGGCGGAUGGGAAAGUAAGAGCAUUGAGGAGUUUUGGAAAGAAAUGAGAAAAGUAGCUUCAUAUGGACAACUAUCAACCUUCAUGCUGAGAGUAAACAGCAUUAUCCCAAAGUACAGCAGAAGUUGAAAGAACAUUCUCGAAACUUAAAAACAACAAAUCAAAACUUAAAAAUAAGUUAUCGACUAAGACAUUGGAAUCAAUAAUUAAAACAUGUGAGAGAUAUCCAUCAAAUUUUGCCUUGACCCCUUCUCUGUGUAAGCUGUAUUCAAGUGCAAGAACAAGGUACUUCUCAAAAUACUCAGAUAAAGAUGAAAAUGCUAUGUUCGUUGAAGCACAAGAAUCUUCAUAAUCAUCAUCAACCUGCUAAGCAUGUAAGUAAACAUUUUUCUUGCAUGUGUAGUCUAUUUCACUAUAUAAUUACGAUUUGUGAGCAUAGGGGAAUGUAGGGGAAAAUCAUCUUGGCUGUAAGGAAAAUUAGUCAUGGAAGCGUGGCAACACUGUUACUACAGCGUGUCAGUUCCUGCUCAACAUGGAGGAGGAAGAGACCGUCUCCGUGAGCCAUAAGAUUUAUUUGGCCUUCCUGAGUCCCUUGCCUAUGAAAUAUUCACAUCACCCUUGAAGAUAUUUCGUUUGUGAGUAUGUGCAGUCCCCAUAAGUAGCAGGACUGUAGGUAGAUGGAUACUUACCAUUGGAGUUUUGAAAGUAAAUUUUCGUCUGAUAUAGUGGUGAAACAGGUAAAUACAGAAAAAGAAAGUAAAAGCUGGCAGCUUGUUUAUGUUGAAAUGAUUAAAGUUGGUGGCGUUUUCAAUCUGUUUAAUUUGUUUUUAUGUAUUUUGCUGUUGGUGAAAGUUAAUUUACAACCCACUACUUAGUGACUCAGGGUGACAUUGAACCAGACUAAGUAAUAGUUAAGGGAGGUUUACGUAUUUGGAAGGUAAACUGAUAGUAUAAAAUUUUGGGGUUAAAUUAUAGAGGUUGACUUGUGUGCUAGAUCGACUUAUAAAUCGCAAUAUACUGUAUCUGUUAGGUUAGUUUUAGUUUUAAGUUAACUUAGAUUAAGUUGGUUUUACUUUAGUUCAUCAGGGAAACCAAAAUAGAGAAAAUUUUGCAGUUCCUAAAAAAAACAAAAAACAAAGGAGUCAAACAACCUUUUUUGGUAAAUGAAGGACCCAUUUGUGUUAUCCGGACAUUUUUAUUAUCUUAACCAGUGCCUGUACCAGGAAAAAUAAAAAAUAAAAAAGUUCUAAAAAACGAGACAGCCAGACAUUACCCUACGGAACGAGCUCAGAGCUCAUUAUUUCCAAUAUUCAGAUAGGCCUGAGACCAGGCA
Portunus trituberculatus (swimming crab) is the source of this 2347-nucleotide messenger RNA. RefSeq names its product zinc finger protein 64-like. The transcript is spliced from 8 exons. Gene Ontology annotation, cellular component: nucleus. Lineage: Eukaryota; Metazoa; Arthropoda; Malacostraca; Decapoda; Portunidae. Bases 128 to 1012 code for a protein of 294 amino acids. Gene Ontology annotation, biological process: regulation of gene expression. The record is from RefSeq and is a predicted model, not a curated record.